Molecule: messenger RNA, 4188 nt
Organism: Haplochromis burtoni (Burton's mouthbrooder)
Lineage: Eukaryota; Metazoa; Chordata; Actinopteri; Cichliformes; Cichlidae
Product: protein tyrosine phosphatase non-receptor type 5
Exons: 14
Coding region: 1343-3058 (571 amino acids)
Biological process (GO): protein dephosphorylation
Molecular function (GO): protein tyrosine phosphatase activity
Source: RefSeq, a predicted model, not a curated record
AUGUAGGAGGUGUAUAUGUGCGUGUUUAUUCUUAGAUCAUUGAAACUGAUCAUUUGCCAACAGGUUGGUCCGUCGAUGGCGCUUUUAACUGUGUAUUUUCCUUCUCGUUUAUCACUCAAAGCUUGAUUUCCUCUGUGUUGUAUCAUGUCUAUGUGACAAUGUGGGAGUUACCAGAGAGAGAUGCAACAGUCCACCUCCCCGAGUGAUUCAUUACUAAUCCAUCCAGCUCUGCACUGUGUGGUCGCUCUAGCUCACCGUAGCCAUGUACGUGAUAUGAAUGGUGUUUUGUCUUAGUAUGAAUGACUGCCAGAGAAUGCCAUUCCUGCACUGGUGUUUUGAUGCAGUGCAAUCAUGUAACACAAUCUUUUGUCACCAAGAAUCCAGAUUUAUCUCCAGCAGCCUGUAAAUCAAUUUGCUAUGCAGCACAUUUUAAUUAUUCAUACAGUACAGCUUUGGCUGAAUUGUAAGUUUAUAUGUGCCUUAAUGAGAUUUCUCUCCAAAAAUACCCAUGGAGCAGCUGCGAGCGAUCCUGGGAGUGUAUGUAAACAAUAGAGCUGAUUGAUUAUCUGUCUUUGUGAUAUACAAGAAAAGGCUGCAGGUUUGCUGGGCAUUUCAUUUUAAGGUCAUUGCUGGCUUAUGUGUGUAUUAAUAUCAAGAUUUUCUGUGUGUGUAUGGGAGAUAAAGGUUGAUGAGGCUGGUCUUGGCCCUCGUGACUUUAUCUCAUGUUUCCAUCUCAUCAUCACUUUCAGUAAGAGCUUCCUCUUACCUCGUCUCUCUGCCAUAUGAGCACUUCAGCAACACACUUGAUACUCGCCCUUUAUUCACUUUGAUUCUCCUGGAAACAGGUUGUUUUUUAAAUAACAGACUAAAGAAGCAGAUUUGGACUUAUUGUUUUUCCACACAGAGACGCUGGGAGCAUCAGGAAUAUCCAUUAAAGCGCACGCCAGCUGUCACCACUUUAAUUCCCCCUGUUCCCGAGAGUAGGAAAAAGCUAUACACAGCUGGCAGCCCCCUUCUCAUUUCUGGUCCUCGAGCCCUUCUGGGACAGAGGCAAUAGUCAUUUUGUACGGCCCACUUUUAGACUCCAUUGGAUGGUGGGUUCUUGAAUGGAUGCAGAUCAAUGGAAACAGUAUGCGCAUACUCUAUUUGAAGACUGAGGGGGUGGUGUUUGUAAGACCCAAGGACAGUACACCUUCAACGAGGAAUGAGGCUCAAUCCGUCAUCAGAAUUGACUCUGCCUCACAAUGGCUGACUGUGACCGGAUGCCCCAGGAUACAGGUUUUACCUUGAUCAUGUGAUGUGACUCCCCUGCCAGUUCGUUGCCAUCUCUCAUAGGGGCAUCAUGACCCGUCGGCUGAGUAGCUCCACUCGUUCCCACACCGAGGACUCCAUCUUCCUGAGGCCUGAUGAGGAUCCCGUUUGGCUAGACGAGCCCACAAAGACUGAAAAAAUUGGCGACGGAGCCCUUAAAAAAGACGGGCUCCUAGAAUGUAAAGAUGGAACCGCUGAGGGCCAAAACCCCCAAGAGGAACUGUUUUUACGCAAGGUGUACACACUGGUGAUUGAACUCCACUGCUGGGCAGCACUGUUUAUCACUUCCCAAAUCUUGGGGUACUGGAUAUUUUUUGUGGUGGAUGGAAAUGGGCCACUCUCUUCCAUCUACAAAGCCCUGCAGGUCAUUGACUUCUACCUGGGGUUCAUCUUACCCUGCCACCCUAUUUUUGGAACGGAUUCAGUGGUGAUGAGGGAUGUGGUAAACACCACAGAGCACAAUUGGAUUGUUCAUGGCACUGCAGGCAUCGGCGUGGCCAUCUGUGUAGUCAUGAUCAUCCACCUGGUGUGCAAGUGGAAUUAUGGCUCUGGCUUGUGGUCAUCAGGAACUGUGUCGAGGGACAUUGGUGAUCGACGUCAGUCUGUGAGCCGUCAGCCCUCUUUCACCUUGUCAGAGUGGACAGAUGCCCAGGAGGAUCUGAUAGACCUGGACCCGGUGCCCCAGACUCCAGUAUUUGAUAUAGGUGCAGAUACCAGGACGGAGGGAGAUGCUGCCACCCUUACUGUCACACCAGUGGGGCUUCAGGAGAGGAGAGGCUCCAAUGUUUCCCUGACCUUGGACAUGUGCACACCAGGCUGCACAGAGCCCUAUGGCUACGGAGCCCAACUCUCUCCAAGAGACCAGUCGGCCCAGGAGUAUCUCCGACAGGGAACGCACGUCCUGACCCCUGCCAUGCUACACACAAGGGCCAUGGACGACCAGAGCCUGCAGGCUGAGUUUUAUGAAACUCCCAUGAACUUUGUGGACCCUAAGGAGUACAAUUACCCAGGGCUGGUGAGAAAGAAUCGCUACAAAACAAUUUUACCCAACACGCACAGCAGAGUGAUCUUGAAGUCACAGGAUGAAGAUGAUUUUCUUUCUACCUAUAUCAACGCUAAUUAUCUCAAAGGUUAUGGGGGCGAGGAGCGUGCAUACAUUGCUACCCAGGGUCCCACUGUGAACACAGUGGGGGAUUUAUGGAGGAUGGUGUGGCAAGAGAGGACCCCAAUCAUAGUGAUGAUCACCAACCUGGAGGAGAAGAAUGAGAAAUGUGCUGAGUACUGGCCCGAGGACACUGUGACACACGAAGGCAUCGAAAUCACUGUGGUCAAGGUGACCCAGGAGGAUGACUACAGUCUGAGGGUGUUUACUCUGAAGUGCGGGGAAGAGGAGCGCACUCUGCGGCAGUACUGGUACACUUCCUGGCCUGAUCAGAAGACCCCAGACAAGGCUCCACCCCUGCUGGAGCUGGUGCAGGAAGUGGAAAGGGCCCGUGAGGAAGCCCUGCCCUCCAGUGGCCCUAUAAUUGUCCACUGCAGUGCUGGAAUUGGUCGAACUGGCUGCUUCAUUGCCACCUCCAUCCUGUGCAAGCAGCUGAGGACUGAGGGUGUAGUUGACAUCCUGAGAACCACCUGCCAGCUCCGUCUGGACAGGGGUGGCAUGAUACAGACGUGUGAGCAGUACCAGUUUGUGCAUCACGUCCUGAGCUUGUAUGAGAAGCAGCUUUCUCAAACUGCUGAGGAGUAGAUGGAGCCCAACAGCCACACCUAGACCGAGACACACCACUGUACACGUAACCGCCUCAGGUGGUAUGCACCACUGUACCUAACAUCAUCUCAAUCUCACCCUUUAACAAGUUCAAACCAUGUUAUUCUCUUCACUCAAGGCAGGGUCACUCAAACAGCACUGAAUCUGUGCUAAUUGUGCGUGGUUGAGUAGAACAAAUAUAGAGGAGGUGUGAUUUGAGAUAACUCACCUGAAAAUAGUAGUAACGCAGUCCCAUCGAUCCACAUGUUCUUGAUAAGUUGAAGCAGUCACACCUAAAAUAAUCCAAGCCAGCACUCUCGCCUUCAUUUCAUUUGCACUGCUAAGGUUUCCAUCACACCACUGCACAUUAGUCUCCGUCAUCGAGGCCUUGUUUUGCACUUGGUCUAAAACAGCUUCCUCGUGUAAUGAUUGUACAGUUAUCGAAAGGUUAGACUGGAAGUGAAGUAUAAUCAGAUCGCCUGCAGUGGUGUGACUUACCUGUAAGGAAAUGAAAGAAAGUAUGUGUUGACAAUAAGGGCCCUUUACAGUAUAAGUGCCAGCAUCGUUUAAAUCUACAGAGAUAAUCAAAUGCCAGCCUAAUAUUUAACUAUACUGAUAUAAAAGUUCAUAUGAAAUGUAAAAGUAAAUGACGUCUAGCCUUUUCUCUCAAUUUCAAUGUAAAAAAAAAAAAAAAAAUCAUUACAGAAGGCCUGUCUCAACUUUUGCUGCAUUCAAGAGUCACCUCAUCUUCAGGUUGCAUGGUGCUAAGUGUUCAUUAAAGGCAUGUGCAAUGUUAUGGAACAUAGGAAUGUAUAACGAUUAGGUUAUUAACUAACUAAUUAGGAUUUCUGUGCAAUCUACAGUAUUACAGUUUUACCAUGCUGCCUGUGCAGUCCUCAUGGCCCAUGAUGUUUACAGUAAACAACUUCUGCAUUAAGGCCACAUAGACGUUAACUCAGAGGCGUCACAGAGCCAGGGAUACUGAGGGGACAGAGGCCAGAAAUAGAAUCACACCAUUAGAAAAAUCAAUGCAGGAGCUCCGGAGAAUCCAUUGUGCACAAUCGACGUUUCCAGUGACACACACGGGAGGAUGUAAUGAAGAGGAAAGCAAAAAAAAAAAAAAAAAGUUG